Molecule: messenger RNA, 1341 nt
Organism: Exophiala bonariae
Lineage: Eukaryota; Fungi; Ascomycota; Eurotiomycetes; Chaetothyriales; Herpotrichiellaceae
Exons: 2
Coding region: 1-1341 (446 amino acids)
Molecular function (GO): oxidoreductase activity
Source: RefSeq, a predicted model, not a curated record
AUGUUCUCCGGAUUCAUACCCCGGUCGCUGCCCACCUUUGGGUUCGGCCGAGGGGGAUCAGGCGAGCCCAUCAAGAUUCCAGCCGUUGAGAUCCACGACGUCGAACUCCUGAGUGACAAACGGGGCCGGAGGCUGAAACAUCUCCUCCGCUUGAAUCAUGCCACAUUCUCGAUAUUGUACAAUCACUUGAGAUUCCACAAUCACACUCCACAUCAUCUAGGCUCUGGCUACCUUCUAGGCGGCACUGCAGAGCAUCUCAACGAUAUAUAUGAAGACACGGUGGCCAACGACACACAUGAUCCCUGGGUAGAUUCCCCGUCCGAGAUCGCCAUCCACGAUUACCGCGACUACCUGGGCAAACGCGAAUAUCAGCGAGCGUGGGUGGACUUUUUCGAAGAUCAGCUGGUUCUUGACGGCUAUGAGUGGAAAGAAGUCGUUGGCCGGUUUCUCUACGAGCGUGGCUCCAAGGGCUCGGCCACUGAAUGGCCGUUGUUCAACGCGCUUGUUGCUGGGCUGGGCCAUCCGCUCAUCCACCUCGGCUAUGCUUUUGAGCUGAACAGCCGCGAGGUGGCGAUGGAGGCUUUGGGCCUCGCGGCAACAUGCUACGACCCUAAGCUUGCCGGUCUCCUGGAGCGCGCACCGGCAACCCAGCCACCGGAUGCCACGAACGAUUUAUUCGAAGUCUUUGAUCGUGUCCACGGCGACAAGAGACUUGACGGUAUCUUUGACGAAUAUGGUGGUGAUAAUCUAUCACGUCUCCUGGCCGACGAAAAAUUGACAUCUAUCCUACUUGAACACUGGUCUUCAUGGAAGAUAGUGGACCCAACGAAAGACUUCGCACAAUCACAACAGCUCGCUACGAAUCUACUUAUUGCCAGCGGGCCAUCCGUGGGAGGACAUGGCUAUGACUUCUUCCUCGUCCAUCUUCUGACCACGUCUCAUGCGGUCCGGAUUCUGAUCCCCUUCAUCCCUGCUGAAUACCAUGUCAAACUGGUCCGGGAGUGGCUCCUGAUCACGAUCGCAAUCUACAUUGCACAACUCCGCCCGGCCGUCAAGAAAUCGUUCGUCACGGAUUUCGACCUGAAGGGCCGAGACUGGGAAUUCGCCGAACGUACAGCACUGGAGGGGAAGAAGAAAUUCGAUGCCCAUUUCGUCAAAGCGAUUCGAGCGAUGAAGGAAGCGCAUAAGUUGUGGGGCGAUCCGAAAGGAGCGGAGAACUUCUUCCUCAAGGCCGCCGUGAGGCUUGCCAGCGAAUUUGAUGGGUGGGGAGGGUUUGGAGCCGAGGACGAGGAGGCCGAGCGGGAUGUGGAGGAGGAGUUGAAACGAAGACGUGCGAGGUAG